AUGUCCAUAGCCCCAGUGCGGGCACAUAGGCAUAGCCACCAUGACGCACACGACGAAGGAGAAGUGGACGACGAAGAAGCGCCUGGAGAAGCUAUCGAAUUCCACGCAAAUGGCUCUGAUCACGACCACCACGGCGAGCGCAUUGUCGCCGAUAUAAUUGCCGAACAAGUUCGAGUAUUCUGCUGGAUACUUACCGGCAAGCAGAAUCACGAAAAAAGAGCCAUUCAUGUUAAGGCAACCUGGGCCAAGCGUUGUAAUAAUUACGUAUUCAUGUCAUCAGAAGCUGAUCCCAAUCUGCCAGCUAUAAACUUGAACAUAUCUGAGGGUCGUGAUUAUCUUUGGGCAAAAACUAAAGGCGCCUUCAAGUACCUACAUGAUCAUUACUUGGUUAGUUCCGCUUCAAUUUGUUCUUGGUUUUUUCCCUUGUAAAA
Messenger RNA from Strongylus vulgaris, 431 nucleotides. The record is from the annotation of a GenBank genome assembly. Lineage: Eukaryota; Metazoa; Nematoda; Chromadorea; Rhabditida; Strongylidae.